GUAAUGUUGUCUGUUAGAUAUACCAGCCAAAACAGGCCAGAGUUUUUUCCCAACACUACUAUACCCUAUCCAUUUUAUGAUGUUCGAGGAAAGACUAUGCUUAAAUUUGGAACUGGAAUGGUUAGUAAAGUUUUAAAAUGUGACGGUAAAUCAAAAACAUGCCCACGCCAUCAAGGUGAUUCUGUAAGGUCUUGUGAAUCAUGGUGGGAAAUUGAAGUGGAAACUGCUGCGCAUGUAGUUUUUGACAAGGAUGAAGCACAAUGCACAACUUGCACGGUGGAUUUUAACUGUCGUGACAGCCCUCUUGUUACACUUGAUGCCAUUGAUGUAACGAAUUCAGAUGUGCAGCAUGAUAGCUGUCGUAUGAAAUGUGUUACGCAUGACAUGAAGUUGGGUGAAAAGCUAUUGAAGAAAUUGCAAAAAUUUAAAACUUUGCGUAGAAAGGUCAGUAACAGAUUCUAUUUGAAUGACCGAGAAAAUCUUGCCAUUAUUGUUUCACACCCUCAUGGAUGUCAUAAGCAUGUUUCAAUUGGCAGGUGGAUUACAAAAGAACACACAGAGUCUCACAGGUCUAGAUAUGUGUAUGACACACCUACCUGCACAGGGAGCAGUGGAGCUCAUGUUUACAUUCCGAGUAAAACUGUGUUCUGGUUUAGUCAUAUUCAUAAUGGCCAUCAAGAGGGUAGGGGAAAUUACUGUAGCCCUGGAUGGCUCUAAAGAUAUACAAAAUGUUGUGGUGAUUAUUCUAAAUUCAAUUGUACAUAAUAUGUAAGUGAAUUUGUUAAUUUGUUGACUGAAAAGGGUACUGAAGUAAAAUUAUAUUUUAUGAAACUAGAAAAAUGAAAGAAAUAAUUGGUCACUUUAGGCCAUAUUUCUUUUUGUUAUAAAAAAUGUUGUGUAUUUAUUUCCAUAUUUGGCUAAUUGUAAAAUAAAUUAUGAA
This is a messenger RNA of Physella acuta, 940 nucleotides long. RefSeq lists its product as uncharacterized. The record is from RefSeq and is a predicted model, not a curated record. NCBI's taxonomy places the organism in Eukaryota, Metazoa, Mollusca, Gastropoda, Physidae.